AUGGCAGUCCCAACAAUAGCUUUAUACACGAGCCCACCUAGUAGUGUGUGUUCAACACCAUAUUCAUGCCAAAUCAACGCGCACGCAACUUACGAGUUUGAAUUGAAUCCGAGAUCUUCAUCAACAGCUUCAUCUAGUACAUCUUCCUCUCAGAAACCAAUUGUUGGUGGUUUAUCGCGUUUGUUUUCAUCCCCAGCAGUGAAACAUGCAUCAUUUUCGGGUGAUAGAGAGGAAUUGGGGUCUCUAUGGCAUGAUAGAGGAGACGAAUUGAAGGAAUUGAGUAGUUCAUUUUGUUAUACACCAAGUAAAUACCUUGCUGGAUCUUCUAUAAAGAGGGAUCAAAGUCCAGUUUCGGUUUUGCAAGGUCAAGUUUCUUGUUCUAGUAGUCCUCCUAUGAGGAUUGCUAGAGAAAGGAGCGGUUGUGAUGUGAGUUUUCAGAGUUCAAUUCAUGGCUCAUUUCGUGGUGGGGCUAAUGGGCUCUUUAAUGGGUUUGUGCGGAAUGCAUUAGGGUCUUGUGUUGAUUAUGAUUCUACGGGUUUUGAAGUUCACAGUAAUGGUAUUGAUGUGGGUUCAUCUUCUGUUGCUGUGGAUGAAUUGACUUUUAGCAUGGAGGAUAGUUGUGUGGAGGCUAAUUAUGAGCCUUAUGCUAAGGAAUUGUUGUUGGGCGCACAGUUAAGGCAUAAAAUUUUUUCUGACGAUUUUGUGAUCAAGGCUUUUUAUGAGGCUGAGAAAGCACAUAGGGGACAGAUGCGAGCCAGUGGAGAUCCUUAUUUGCAGCAUUGUGUAGAGACUGCAGUUCUGCUUGCUAUCAUUGGUGCUAAUUCCACAGUGGUUGCUGCAGGGCUUUUACAUGACACUUUGGAUGAUUCUUUCCUAAGCUAUGACUACAUAUUUAAAACAUUUGGAGCAGGGGUGGCUGAUUUGGUAGAAGGGGUCUCUAAGCUUAGCCAAUUGAGCAAGCUUGCUCGUGAGAACAAUACAGCGAGCAAAACUGUCGAGGCAGAUCGCUUGCACACCAUGUUCCUUGCCAUGGAAGAUGCCAGGGCUGUCCUGAUUAAAUUAGCAGAUCGAUUGCAUAAUAUGAUGACACUAGAUGCAUUGCCUUGGGUCAAGCAACAGAGAUUUGCUAUGGAGACUUUGGAGAUAUUUGCUCCCUUGGCCAAUCGUCUGGGAAUCUCCACUUGGAAAGAGCAGCUUGAAAAUCUUUCUUUUAAGCAUCUCAACCCAGAUCAGCACAAAGAUUUGUCUACUAGACUUGUGGAUUCUUUUGAUGAGGCAAUGAUUGCUUCUGCUAAAGAGAAAUUAGAGAAAGCUCUUACGAAUGAAGCCAUUGCUUACCAUCUAUCUGGAAGGCAUAAAAGCUUGUAUAGCAUUUAUUGCAAAAUGUUGAAGAAAAAGCUGAACAUGGAUCAGAUCCAUGAUAUUCAUGGGCUACGUCUGAUUGUCGAAAAUAAGGAAGACUGUUAUAGAGCAUUGAGAGUUGUUCAGCGUUUAUGGUCUGAAGUACCUGGAAAGUUCAAGGACUACAUAAAUAAUCCCAAGUUCAACGGGUAUCGAUCUCUUCAUACAGUAGUGAUGGGUGAAGGCACUGUGCCCCUUGAAGUUCAAAUUCGAACAAGGGAUAUGCAUUUGCAAGCAGAGUUUGGAUUUGCAGCUCAUUGGAGAUACAAGGAAGGUGAUAGCAAGCACUCCUCAUUUGUGCUUCAAAUGGUUGAGUGGGCAAGAUGGGUCAUAACCUGGCAGUGCGAGACAAUGAGCAAAGACCGAUCUUCUGUUGGCUGUGGUGAUUGGAUAAAGCCUCCGUGCACAUUCCCUUCACAUUCUGAUGGUUGCCCAUAUUCAUACAAGCCUCACUGUGGCCAAGAUGGACCUGUCUUUGUCAUUAUGAUUGAGAAUGAUAAGAUGUCAGUGCAAGAGUUUUCUUCAAACUCAACAGUGAUGGAUCUGCUGGAGAGGGCUGGACGUGUGAGCUCAAGAUCAUCCCCAUAUGGGUUCCCUGUGAAGGAAGAAUUGCGGCCAAGGCUGAACCAUCGGCCAGUGUGUGAUGUGGCUUGCAAGCUAAAGAUGGGGGAUGUUGUGGAGCUAACUCCGGCUAUUCCUGACAAAUCUUUGUCCGAUUACAGGGAAGAGAUUCAGCGCAUGUAUGAACGUGGGUCAGCUACUGCCUCUGGUAGCCAUGCUUCUGCUGUAAGUGGCACGGUUGGAUGGAGAAGUUGA
Molecule: messenger RNA, 2217 nt
Organism: Dovyalis caffra
Lineage: Eukaryota; Viridiplantae; Streptophyta; Magnoliopsida; Malpighiales; Salicaceae
Source: the annotation of a GenBank genome assembly